Lactuca sativa (garden lettuce) is the source of this 591-nucleotide messenger RNA. NCBI's taxonomy places the organism in Eukaryota, Viridiplantae, Streptophyta, Magnoliopsida, Asterales, Asteraceae. The record is from RefSeq and is a predicted model, not a curated record.
AUGGUUUUAUUGGCAAAGAUUCAGAAGAAAGAGGGGAUUCCAUGGCAUCAACAGAUUUUGAUCAUUGAUGGAAAGAUCCUCGAGGAUGAGGUGGUGGUGAGCCCUCCUUUUGUGUUUCUUACCUCUGCUAAAAGUGAAUUGAGGCCUGAAAUCCAAGUUGCAGCUCAAAAUUGUUGGGUUAAGAAGGGUGGUGCAUUCACCGGUGAGGUUAGUGCUGAGAUGCUUGCCAAUUUGGGUGUCCCUUGGGUCAUCCUAGGUCACUCUGAAAGGAGAGCCCUAUGGAAUGAAACUAAUGAGUUUGUUGGAGACAAGGUUGCAUACGCACUAUCUCAAGGUUUGAAGGUUAUUGCUUGUGUUGGGGAGACUCUUGAGCAACGAGAAGCUGGAACCACCAUGGAAGUUGUUGCUGCACAAACCAAAGCAAUUGCUGGUAAUUAUUUUAAAACUAAACUUGCUUCUACUGUAUGUCAAAAAUCAAAAAUCUUGUUUUAUCUUUGAUAUAAUAAGUAACUUGCACACAAAAGUUAUGAUUUUGGUGUUUAAUGCAAGAAAUCACAAUAUGCCUUUUCUAUGUGAUUCUGAUUUUGGUAA